This is a messenger RNA of Phytomonas sp. EM1, 1200 nucleotides long. Lineage: Eukaryota; Euglenozoa; Kinetoplastea; Trypanosomatida; Trypanosomatidae. The record is from the annotation of a GenBank genome assembly.
GCAGAAACUUGAUUAUUGGAAAGCUUUUAAAUAAAAUAAAAUAAUAGGAAAAGUGUCCCGUUCGGCCACUUCCCCUCGCAUGAGUGUCGCGUCAGUGUAGUCGAGACCGCCGGUGAGGAUGAAAUAAAUGGAUUGCUGCUAUGUGUAGGAUCACAACUCUCAUAUGGCCGGGCUCUUUCUAUCAAGACACAAUAAACUUGUGAAAGCUUCUGAUGAGGACUACCUAUGAGGAAAGGGAAAAAAUCUAUACGAGAUUCAUACAUGUGCUAAGUAAAUGUGCUCAAUGGGAAACCAUUGACUGCAAGGAUUACGCUAAACUGCGUCUCAAGGAACAGUUGUGGAGGUGCCGGCAACAGCAACUGGGAGAUGAAUUUAAGUGUAGGACGGAUGACAUGCGGUGGUGUUAAACAUGAGAAUUAAAGGUAUCUGUAUACAUUGUGAAGUUUUGCGGUAUAAACCCUUAUCCACAAAGCCACUGGGGUGCGGACGUGGCACCAAAAUGGUACUCUUAUUUGCUCCAGACACUAAUUGAAAACACGAAUGUGGGUGUGGUAGGAAGAGAUGACGGCGACUGUAGUAUCCCCUGUGAUAUCUCUGCACGUCAUCCUGUCCAGCUACUUCUCCGUUUUGGUCGAUAGAGGAAAAAUGAAGCGAGUUUCCGGACCCUCAUAGCGAUGAGGGGUGUGUUAUCAGCAGCCCUAGUGCAUGUAACGGUUCUGUGAAUGGUAGUUAUUCCAAUCUAGUGUAUAAUUCUUGUGUUUACAAGAAUAGCCACUUGCUCAGUUGAGGUAAUAGUGAGGGAAGCCUCGCAGAGUCCCUGUUUGAGGCUAGAACAGACAAACAUGUCCUCUAUGAAACCAUAACGAAGCGGUAGUCUACUGCUAAGCAAAUGUCGCGGGCUCAUGUUUUUCUCUUUUUGAGGAAAAGAAUAAACCAAGGAGGAUAUAUCAAUAAUGUAUGCGUGGAGUAUAUUCUGAGACUACUACUUUUUCACAUACAGUAGUCUUUUAUCGAUGUAUGUGUUCUUAGUAAUUGAACGUAUUUGAUCGUCCUUAUCCGUCAAAGGAAGAAAUUUACUUAACGUUGCUGCUUAUGAUUCGCUGAUUAGUGUCACCUUCUACUAUAUCUUUGCUCUGUAUGUAAAAUGAAAAGUUGAAAAAAUACGAAAUGUCUUCCAUAAACCUUUUUAACAUAUCCAAA